AUGCUUGUUGAUUCAUUUGAUUAACUUUUAUGGAAUAGAUCUACAAUCAUAGAUAUCAAGGAGAAAUUUGAACCUAAAAUUAAACAUAUGAUUAAAAUAGCAUUAAUAGCAAAUAGAUUGUACUGCGCUAACGGAAAUAGGGAAGACUAAACUGGAUGA
Messenger RNA from Stylonychia lemnae, 159 nucleotides. The record is from the annotation of a GenBank genome assembly. Lineage: Eukaryota; Ciliophora; Spirotrichea; Sporadotrichida; Oxytrichidae.